Molecule: messenger RNA, 1449 nt
Organism: Eruca vesicaria subsp. sativa (arugula)
Lineage: Eukaryota; Viridiplantae; Streptophyta; Magnoliopsida; Brassicales; Brassicaceae
Source: the annotation of a GenBank genome assembly
AUGGACUCUGAGCAACUGAGAGAGUACGGACAUCGAAUGGUGGAUUUCAUUGCCGAUUAUUACAAAACCAUCGAGACUUUCCCUGUCCGUAGCCAAGUUCAGCCUGGUUAUCUUCAUAACCUAUUGCCUGAGUCAGCACCAGACCACCCUGAAACGGUGGAACAAGUUCUUGACGAUGUUAAGGAGAAGAUAUUGCCUGGAGUAACGCAUUGGCAAAGUCCCACCUUCUUUGCUUAUUACCCUGCUAACAGCAGCGUUGCAGGGUUCUUGGGUGAGAUGUUGAGUGCUGGUCUUGGAAUUGUUGGUUUUAGUUGGGUAUCUUCUCCAGCUGCCACUGAGCUCGAAAUGAUCGUUCUUGAUUGGCUUGCAAAACUGCUCAACCUGCCAGAGCAGUUUCUCUCCAAAGGAAACGGAGGUGGAGUCAUCCAAGGGACAGCUAGUGAAGCUAUUCUUGUUGUUUUGAUUGCUGCCCGCGACAAGGUCUUAAGAAGCGUUGGAAAGAAGGCGCUUGAGAAGCUUGUUGUCUACUCCUCUGACCAGACACAUUCAUCUUUACUGAAAGCUUGCCAGAUAGCAGGAAUACAUUUAGAGAAUUGCAGAAUGCUGAAAACAGAUUCCUCUACAAAUUACGCUCUGCGUCCAGAAUCUCUUCAAGAAGCUGUUUCUAAGGAUCUUGAAGCUGGAUUGAUUCCAUUCUUCUUAUGUGGCACUGUUGGAACAACUUCUUCAACAGCAGUUGAUCCACUGGCAGCACUGGGAAAGAUUGCAAAGAGCAAUGAGAUUUGGUUUCACGUGGAUGCAGCGUAUGCUGGAAGUGCUUGUAUAUGUCCAGAGUAUCGACAGUACCUUGACGGAGUAGAAACUGCAGACUCUUUUAAUAUGAAUGCUCACAAAUGGUUCCUCACUAACUUCGAUUGUUCCCUACUUUGGGUGAAGGAUCAGUAUGCUCUCACUGAAGCUCUUUCAACAAAUCCAGAGUAUCUCAAAAAUAAGCCCUCUCAGGCAAACCUGGUUGUUGACUACAAAGAUUGGCAAAUCCCUCUCGGAAGAAGAUUCAGAUCAUUGAAACUAUGGAUGGUUUUAAGGCUCUAUGGAGCUGAGACCUUGAAGAGCUAUAUAAGAAACCAUAUCAAACUGGCUAAAGAUCUGGAACAGCUGGUCUCUCAGGAUCCUAACUUCGAGGUUGUGACUCCUAGCAUCUUUUCUCUGGUUUGUUUCCGUAUGGUACCUGUUGAUAACGAUGAAAAGACAUGCAACAACCGAAACCGCAACCUCCUAGAGGCAGUGAACUCUUCAGGGAAACUCUUCAUUUCUCACACUACAUUGUCAGGAAAAUUCGUACUACGUUUCGCCAUAGGAGCACCAUUGACGGAGGCGAAGCACGUGAAGGAGGCAUGGAAGGUUAUCCAGGAAAAAGCAUCAUACUUGCUUGCUUCUCAGGUAAAAUAA